Messenger RNA from Ooceraea biroi (clonal raider ant), 2586 nucleotides. Its product is annotated as TSC22 domain family protein 1. The record is from RefSeq and is a predicted model, not a curated record. Lineage: Eukaryota; Metazoa; Arthropoda; Insecta; Hymenoptera; Formicidae.
UUUCAGCCCGAGCCGGCGAGCGCUUGGCUCCCUUUCUCUCACACGGCGACGGUCGCCCGUAUCGUCGGCGCCCCGUGAACAUCCGUAGAUUCGAACUCCCCGAAGACCUCUCGGCGGCUGUGUGUGGUCCCGGCCUUUUUUUCUCGAACCGGUGGGUUCCGUGCGACUCGAUAACACGGACGACGCGAGUCAUCUACGACGGGGUCGAGCGGGAGACGACGACGUCUUUCGGUUCUUCUCGCAGAAGGUCCACCCGACGAGCCGAUUCCGUUCGCGUCUUCGUUUUCGGGGGUAACCGUGGGUAGUUGAGGUGGACAAGUGCCAGCCGAGGACGACCGACGCGUUCUCGUGAUUCCGUGACCGGGGGAACUGUCGUCUACUGGGACUGUUGCACCGAAAGCGCGUGGAGACUUCGACGGCCGAUACGGAGGAUGUCACGCUCCGUGGACCACCCUGGCUGCCGCGGUCGUCGCCGUGUCGCGUCGGUGGCGGCGACCCUGCCGGCGAUCUUGCGGUGAGCAUCGCGUGUGCGUGUUCCCUCCCUGUGUGCUCUGUACGACGUGGUGGUGACUCUCGGCCUGUGUCAUCGGCGAGUCAAUGAGGCUCUCAGAGACGCGGAACGACGAGUCGCAGCAGUCUCCGACGCGGUGUCCAGCGAGAUUGUGACCGGUUUCUCCGAGUGAUGAUCGCGGAAGAGAGAGAUCGGCCGUCAUCGUUGAAUCGAUCGGCGGACGUGUGAUUUACCUGAGGGGGAGUAUCGUGACGUGCGAGGGACGAGAACGCACGUCCUACGUGGUCCUACGAGUGACAGUACGUGGUGUGCUCGGUGCGUUCGUUCUCUCGUUUCCGCGUUUCCACGCGACGCCUAUGGAAAGUUGUACCAAUCAGGGAUUAAUGCACGCCGGAAAUUGCAGUAUGGAGGACAUGAGCGUCACGGUCGCUGGCACGACCACGACGAGUACGAACACUGUUUAUCCCAGCGUGAAUGACAUGGACUGGUUCGCCGGUGUCGCCGAGGAGGAAUUACUGUAUUACACGGGGAUGAGCAACGACAUCGAUUCUUUAUGGGCUGUCGUGGGCAGUUUUGUACCGCCGCCACCUAGACCACCUUAUCUACCCGAGGAGAGCAUCGCCACCGAUGGUCUCACUACCUGCGACUUGUGUUCCUGGGCAUGGAGAAACGACAGGCAUUCUUUCUCCCUGGAUGGCACCCUAGAAGCUCCUGGAGAACUUGGAUGGGUGCUGACUCUAGUGAUAGUGUCUUUAAUAUCAGCCGGUAUUGGAGCGGUGGUGAUGAUGACUCUCCUGCAUUGUAGAAGGAUAAAAAGCGGCGGUGGCAGAGCGAGCUGCUGCGGCGUCGGCGUGGAGGACACCAACGUACCCGAUGCCAGCGGGCCCGCGGGGGCGGGUGGCACCGGCAGCGGGGUGGCCGUCAUACCCGACCGGCCGCCUCUCGAAUUAGACAAAUUACCACCCUAUCACGACGUAGCGCCCAGCCCCGGGCACAACGUGUGGUCGUGGUUGGGUUCUCGACGAGGCGGCGGCACCCCGGGAGUCGUCACGACGCCGCUCUCCCUUCCCCAGCACCGACGGGCGAUGAAUCUCCCGGUGGAGAAUCACUACACCCACAUGCAAACCGAUGAGGCUCUGUACGCGGAACUGGACUCGCAGGCCGCGAGCUACGCAAGCGAUCUACAGUUACAAAUGAGAGGAAGCUCAACGUACGGUACGACUUCCGGCGGCCAGGACGACGAAUAUCACGAGCUGGACGCGGCCAGAUUACAUCGUCAUUACGGCGGCAGCGACAGAUCGUUACAGACGGAUACGCUUCACACUCGACACAGCAAGAGGAUACAAGAGCCGGAUUACGAGAUGUACGAGAAUGGGCCGUCGACGCCAGUACCGCCGGGUCAGCAUCAGCAUCAUCAUCACCAUCACCAUCACCACAACCAUCACCAUCACCAUCAGGAGCUGAGGAUCGGUAGCAGGAACAGCGAGCACCCGUCGUACCAGAACACGGCGUACACCGGAAGCGACGCCGAGCCGGAUGGACCAACGCUCAGCAGCGCGCCUAGCAGUGCCUACUACAGCGAUCUCAGCUCGAAUUCGGCGAAUCAUCAGAUGCCGACUACGGUAGUGUCAUCCACGACAACGGCAGUGGUGACAGCGACGACGACGAUGACAACAACGACGGCGGCAGUGGCGACGACGACGAGCCUGCACUUGAACCCACAGAACCUGGACGUGCCGCAGUACAGAUUGGCCGCGAUCAAUGAGAACACAGUGCCUUCGGAUUACAUUUAACGGUUGCUCCUCUUGGUACAGGUGACGAGCGAAUUUCGAGAUAGACGAUUAUUACACUGGUCUGCAUUUCUUUCGUGUGAAUGAAAAUUUUUUGCAUGAUAUUUAUAUCUUGACGCUGUCUCUACACAAAGAAGAACGACAGGAAGUCGUGUCGUCUCGUAUUAAAAAAUGAAUCGAGCGGAUUUUGAAGGAUAUUCUAAACCUUGUCACUUCCCGUGCAGAAAAUUGUUAGGGCCUAAUAUGAAAGUAAAGGCCCCUAUAAGGAAUAAAUAGGGAUGUCCU